GGGUCUAAGACAAGCACAAACACCGUUCCCACUCACAGUGAAGGAGCAAGGAGGUGGCAUGAUGUCGUCAGACAGGGAUAAAAGGGCUGUGUUUGGUAAAGGAAUCGCGUUCGACCCCUGCCAGCUUCGAGACCCUUGGGAGAACAGAGCCCAGAAGAUCAGUGAGAAGGGACAGCAGGAGAAGGAGGGGCAGGAAAAUAGAGACCUGAAUCGGCUUAUUAAAGAGCGGCACAUUCGACUGAUGGCAUUGGAGAAGAAAGGAAAGGGCAGAAAUAUGGUGUAUUGUCCUCUACUGAAACGGUUUAAGCUUGAUCCUCCACUAGACGCAGCCCCGCCCCCACCUCCACCCCCACCCACUCCCAAGAAAUCACCACGACGGGUGAAGAUAGAGAUCCCCAAGCCAGUGGAGAAGAAGCCCACCCCACCUAAACCAUCACCUCCUCCUCUGCCCAAAGUCAUUCUCUCAUACAAAGACUUACAAAGACGAUCUGAGGGAAAAUGGUGGAGGGGGAUUAGGGAUAGAGAACUACCGAAUGGUCCAAGUGAAUGGUCAAAGCCCUUUAAGUGUCGACCACUGCAGUUCAGUAGAAUCCUUUACGACCAAACAAUGUCCUGGCAGCGGGGAUGGCCAACGUUCAGCCGGGAAAAAAGCAACAAACUACUGAAAGUUAAACCUUUGGAUGACAAAGUUGACCUUAAAGAGUGGAAGGAUUCUUGGAAGAUGUCCAGGCCUUUACCCAAGCAGCACACAGAAAACAGGGGCAUUACAGAAAAAGUAAAGGCUUUCAGAGAGUGGCAGAAUCGCUUGGCAAUCAGCAGAAAUAGAACAUCUACGGCAGUGGAGAAGAAAGGAAAGAGCAGGGACAUGUCUAACUUCAGGUCUAAAGUGGCACCUCCAUCAACUAUACAGAAAUCUGAGCCACCAACUCAUAAGAAAAAACAUGAACCACUCCUUCAGCUGAGGAAGGAGAGCUCUGAGGAAAAUAAGCCCUCCGCACCCAAGAGCGCAAAGCCCCCAGCCCCACAACCCAAGGAGAAGAAGCUGCUUGCCAUAAAACCGUCACCUCCUCAGGAUGACACAGUAAAUCUUCCAUGGUGGAAGAAAGUUUGUAGGACGUCCAAGCCUUCACUCAAGCAGCACACAGAGAAUCAGAUGAUUGCAGAAACUGUUAAGACAGGGACGGGCGAUGACAUGUCUGACUCCAGAAAAAUUGUGAUGAGCCUUGAUAAUGAUGCUGACAUUGAAGCAGCACAUUUGGAGACCAGGUUUGGAGACCAGGUUUGGAGGCCAAGUUUGGAGGCCAGGUUUGGAGUCCAUGCUAAGGUGGUACCUCCACCCACACCACCCACAAAGACACAUGAACCACCCAAGAAAUCGCAAUUUGAUGCCCCCCAAAAAACUCAGGCUUCAUCGGACAUACUUGAUGUCAAUAAAUGGUCAGAAGCCUGGAGGACUCAACCACUGUUGUUGAACAUUAAAGAACAAGUAUCUCUGGAGGCUUGGGAGCAGGAAUGGUCAGAGUUCACAGAGGAACAAAGUGAUAAACGACUGAAUACUAAGCCUUUGGAUGACAAUGUAAAUCUUACAGAAUGGGGGGAUGCUUGGAAGACGCCCAAACCUUUAGCCAAGCAGCACACUGCAGACUUGACGGUUACAGAGACAGUAAAGCCCAAAGCCUUGACAGGUUGGAGAGAGGCAAGGAGGCUCUCUGGUGACAAUGUUCAAAAUAAUCCUCCAAGUCUGAAGGAUUGGCGUGACUCGUGGAGUUUCUGCCAAGAACAUCGCUGGUGGAAGGUUUCUAUGGACUCCCAGAUGUCAAAACAACUUUUUUCCCAUCUAAGGAAAAGGGGCGGAGGGCUUUUUUUGUUUUGUUUUUUGUUUUUGUUUCUUUGUUUUCUUGGACACAAUACGGACUGGGGACAAUAGGACUUAAUUACCAUGACAGCCAUGAAGCAAGCAAACAUUGCAAACAAAUAAACAACACAACACAUUUAGGUUAAGACAUGAAAACGAUGACAACCAUGCAUUAUAACCUAAUUAACUUAAAGUAACUUUUUAAAGACCAAACUCAAAGAAAACUGUUAACAGUAUGUGAUGGGACAUGCGAGGAAAGGAAAGGAGAGGAAAGUAAAGGGAAGGAAAAUAAGGCUGGUAAAAAGCAAGAUGUUAUGGCAAGGAUUUUGUAAAGUGUAUGUAUGCAGAUGGGAUUAGGCUGGGGGAGAUUGUGGGCUGAGGGCCCUUGGGUAAUGUUUUUGUCAGCAAAUAAACUUUAGAAAAGAUGGUGGAUAAAUGAAGAAGUCUUAUUCAGGCCGUUUACCAUUGAAGAAAAUGGUCACAGUUCCGGUCUAAUUAUUAAGGAGUGGCUCUCGGGUCUGGUAAAAUUAGUCAAUUGACUGUACUGUACAUGAACCAGAAAAAAUGAAGGAGUGAGAUGUUUCGCUUCCUCCUCUGUCUCUGACUGUAGGCAGUUCCUACUCCCAUCAUGACCCAAACUGACAGAGCUGCACUAGUUGACUUCAAGAAACCUGAAGAAGCUUCCUUUUCAGAUAUGUAGUGUUUGAUAUUAGCAAAUGUGGGACACCUUUUCAUUUUAAGUGGGCAAGGAUGUGACAGGGUGUAGCUGAUAUUGUUGAGUUAAUUAACAUAGUCAUGUUACAUGCCUCCUAUUGGUCUGUUCGAACUGAUUCUUUGUGUUUUGUCUUAAUUGAUUGCAGGUGUGACUGCGGAGCAUGCGUCUCCUCCUGUUAUCUUAAAAUGGCUGCAUUUCCUGCCAACCAGGAAGAGGAAAAAAGAGCCGCUGCUACCUCCAAGUCCCCAGACUAGCUCUAGCCUAUGGACUGAACUCCCAAUCACAGUUGAAAAUAAUUAUAUCUAGGCUCUGUGUUUAUUGUGAAAUUCUGAGUACAUCUUGUCGGAUCAGUGUCUGUGAGGACUUGGAGACAGUCAGCAAAGGUAAUUCUUGUUUUUUUUGUGUGUUUGUGGGCUUGGCUAUUCCAUGCAUGUAGCACUUUAAAGUCUUUCAGACAUUUUUGAGAGUGAUGAAUGCAUUUUUUGUUACACUUAAUACAGUUUGCUGUGCGUGCACUAUAGAUGGGUUAGCUGAUAACGUCACAAAUGAUUCGUAUGUUUCAAUGGUGAUUUCUGGAUGGCCAGACAGCUUCCAACAAUGACAAACUGCCUGUGGGGAAUCGUAAGUGACUAGUUUCAUAUUGUUCUUGAUAUGUGUCUUGUUAAGGUGUUUUGACUGAUUUCAUGUCAAUGCUAAUAUGGCAAAUUUGCUGGCUAGCAAACCAACAAUAGCAAUGUAUAUGAGACAAGUGCUCAUUGUGUAACUGUAUGUUUUCAAUAAACAUUGACAACAUGUCAAUUAUAUUUAUUCAAUCUAUGCCAACUGUUUGUUUUGCUCCAUAGUGCUUGUUGCGAAACAACCAACCUGUCUAGUUGCUGUGCUUUGAGACUUUUACUAGCCUUAAUUGAAUAUUGCAUUUAAACACUGAAGUCUUACAUGAAUUCCCUGUUGUACUAGACACACAACUGUAACCUUGAAAUAACUAAAUAUUGCUUGUAAUAACAUUAAAGAGGGGCUGAACUUGUCGACUCCA
Molecule: messenger RNA, 3603 nt
Organism: Oncorhynchus tshawytscha (Chinook salmon)
Lineage: Eukaryota; Metazoa; Chordata; Actinopteri; Salmoniformes; Salmonidae
Product: hepatoma-derived growth factor-related protein 2
Exons: 3
Coding region: 59-1927 (622 amino acids)
Source: RefSeq, a predicted model, not a curated record